Molecule: messenger RNA, 2612 nt
Organism: Cokeromyces recurvatus
Lineage: Eukaryota; Fungi; Mucoromycota; Mucoromycetes; Mucorales; Mucoraceae
Exons: 1
Coding region: 53-2527 (824 amino acids)
Molecular function (GO): protein binding
Source: RefSeq, a predicted model, not a curated record
AUCAGACAAAGCAUUAUUAGCUUACAUUACUUUUUAGCUUGAUUUCAGCAAAAUGUCCUUGAUUGAUGCUGAAGCUGCCACCAUUCUUGGUAAAAAAAUUACUAUUAACAAUGAAAAAAUAAAUCAUAUUGCAACUGAUAUUCAGAAUGGUCGAUAUACCAACGUGAUUAAAAAUAGCAUCGUCUUUAAGGACUGUCAACAGGAUUCCACAUCUUUGAAGGAGACAGGUGACAUUGAAGCCUGGUUGUCCAACAAACUUUCUUCCAUUUCUUUAGACGAUGAGCUCAAUCGAAUCGAUGUUCUUAUGACUGGUAUCGCCUGUCUUAAUUCAUUUGUUCAAGUUAACUGGACAGGCCCUAUCUUGGAUUUUUCAGUAUCCGAACUAUUCCUUGGACAAAACGAUGAUCAAUUCGAAUCUACAUUACAUAAAGCUUGUCUCAAGACCCUUUCAGUCGAUAGUGAAGAAGUCUAUCAUCUUACCCAGCAAUUAGCUCUGUUAGCCAUCGCUCGUACUUUAUUAUAUGCUGUUCGUGGUAUCACUUUGACAGGCUCCUUUUGGGCUAUGCGUUCCACAUUUAUUCAACAACAGUUAUUAGACGAAUUUACAGGUUCUCUUCAGAAUGAAUUAAUGACACUUGCAAAGGAAAGCACACAAGAUAUAGAAGCACAAAAUGAAUUGGAUAGUGAUACACUUGAAGGAUUAAAGAUUCGUCAUGAGCUUGAGCUCGGCUUGAUCUAUAGUUUCUUUGGGCAAGAUAAGGAAGCCUUAGAAAAGAUGGAAUCUGCACAAAAGGAAUCAGGUUUUAAUUGGUCAUUAACCGGUUCCCUCGGUCGUCGUACUAAAUUUCAAACCUUUGAUGUCUCUCAACUGGUCGUUUUGGCCGAAAGUAAGAAGAAGAAAAAGGAGGAGGAGGAUAACGAUGAGAUAGAAAAAGAGAGUGAGGAAGCGGUUAAGCCUGAAACAUUGGAUUUAAAUGAUGAUACUCUUUUGGAACGUAUUCAAUUUAGUGAGAAUGAUAAAAAUAAAGCAGAGAAUGAGAAACGUCAUGGUAAUCUGAAUAUCAUCGAUCAAUGUCUUUUACUUGCCUUUUGUCUCAAUGUAAAAAAUACAAACCCUGAACAUGGUAUUACCACUGAGCAAAUGUUACCUUAUGUGACUCGUGUACUUGAAAAUGCAAAUAAUUGGAUGGUUCAUACAAUGGGUUUGUUAUUACGUUCUCGUUUAGAAGCCAAUAAAGGUCGUACGGUCGAACGUGCUGCACUUCAGUUACAGGCUCUGGUUGAUCAAAUCAAGGUUGAAGAUUGUGGUGUUGAAGAACGCCUUGCGUAUUUUUAUGAUCUUUUGUUACCUAGUAAAUGGGAAAUGGAACGCGAGCUGGCUCGUCGCUUUGUUUCUCUUGGUGUUCUCCGUUCUGCUGUUGAAAUCUUUGAACGUCUUGAAAUGUGGGAAGAUGUCAUUUCUUGUUAUCAAAUGAUGGAACAACCAAAGAAGGCAAAGGAUGUCUUGAAACGUUUAAUGGAAGAAAAUCCCAAUUCACCCAAGUAUUGGUGUAUCUUGGGUGAUCUGGAAGCUGAACCUGAGCAUUGGCGUAAAUCAUGGGAGAUCUCUAACCAUCAUUACGCUCGUGCUAUGCGUAGUUUGGGCUCCUAUGAAUAUAAACGACAAAAUUAUGAGGCUGCUAUCGAAUGUUAUCAAAAGGCACUCGAGAUUAACCCUCUCUUUGAAGGCUCCUGGUAUAUUCUCGGUUGCGCUGCCAUGUUUGUUGAAAAAUGGGAUAUCGGUGCUCGUGCCUUCCAACGUGUUGUAUCCUUAGAUGAUGAACAGCCUGAAGCUUGGAAUAAUUUAGCUAGUAUCUAUAUUAAACAAGAUAAAAAGACGGAUGCAUUUUUAGCUUUGAAACAGGCUACUAGAAUUAAAUAUGAUAGUUGGAAGAUGUGGCAAAAUUUAUUAUUCGUAUCUAUUGAUGUAGGUCAAUUUGCAGAUGCUAUUUAUGCUAUGCAACGUGUAGUUGAACUUCGUUGGGAUAAAGCACGUGAUAAAGCAGUGGAUAUUGGCGUCUUGCGUAUGAUUGUUGAAAAUGUGAUUCAAAAUUGGAAGGACCCUCAUGAUCGUGAUGGUUCUCGUCUCUCUGUACAUGUACAACGUUUAUUAGAAGAUAUUAUCUUGAGUCGUAUCACCAAUUCUCCUGAGAUUUGGAUGAUUUGUGCAAAAUUCUAUUUAUGGCAAGGCAGAUAUGUAGAUGCACUUGAAACAUCUAUUAAAGCCUAUAGAGCAGUUAUGCAUGACCCUCGUAUUGAAACUGAAGAAAGUGUAUUUAAUGACGUUGCUACUAUUGCCCUUGAAACUGUAGAUAUGUAUGAAAAUUUAGGCGACAAAAAGCAAGAUGGUGCACCUGUUUGUGCUGAUUGGCGUUAUCAAUCUCGUCUUAUCCUUAAGGGUUUGAUGGGUAAAGUACGUGACAUUUUUGAAGAUACCAAAUCUUUUGAACAAUUACAAGAUCGUAUGAACGACUUGAAGAAUGCAUAAUAAAUGUAUAUAUAUACAUAUACAUAUAUGAAGAAAAAUCUCCUCAUUCCUUAAUAAUAUAUAUAAAAAGAAAAAAAAAAAAAAA